UGUUGAUAGCCGCGACUCUUGUGUUGGAAUUACAUGUCUCACUAUUUUAAAUAUAUCAGCAUAAUUUUAUUUGAAAUAUUCACGUCUAACUGUGAAAUAAUUAUAUUUUUAAAAUAUUUAUUAUUUAAUGAUCAUCAUAUUUUAAAAACAAUUUCUUAUUUAUUUGCGUUUUUAUUUUUUUCUGUGUUUAUUUUUCUUACUUUUGAGUUACGUAGUAUGAGUUUACCGGCAAGGCGCCAUUAAAACUAUCAAAGUAAUAACAUAUCGAGAUAAAAGAAUCACGUAAUCAUUCAUUUCUUUGUGCGACAUACACUGGUACGGUAACAGAUUCAAAUAAAGAAAUUUAAUUUUUUGUUUUUGUAUUGAAAUUAUUUGAUACAAUGGAAGAUUUUAAAAUGAUAAAAAGUUAUUCAAUACCCAAAGAAGAGAAAGUCAUUUUUGAAUGGAAAAUAGAUCAGUUUCUUUCAAUUAUGAAAUUUACCAUGGAUAACAAAAACGCCAAAACAAUCAGAUCACCUACUUUUAAAACUGUUGAAACAUCAUAUGGGUGGUAUUUAGAAAUAAAUUUUAAUUAUGAAAAUGAGUCUGUAGACAAAGAUUGGAUAUCAAUCAAAAUAAGAAAUUUUAGUGAUGAUCAAAUAACAGCGAAAUAUUCGCUAUUUAUUUUUGAUAAUAAAAAAAAAAAAAAGUUCGAAAAUAAACUAUACAAGAUAUUUAAAAGUAAUGAAAGUUGGUGUAUUUCGAAGUUUCUUAAUGUCAAUCAAUUAUUAGAAAAGAAAGAUAAAUUAUUACCUGAUAAUGCAUUGACAAUAUGCAUUAAGCUUACUGAGUUUAUUGAUUGUUCUUAUUCUUAUUCACCCACCAUUAAGAUUCCGUUAAAAACUUCAAACCAUAAUAUUGUCCACGAUUCGAAAGAACUUUUUGAUAGUAAAGCAGGAAGUGAUGUUGUUCUAGUUGUGGGUGAUAAAAAAAUUCCAGCUCACAAAACUUUUCUGAUGUUUCGAAGCCCCGUAUUUUUUGCAAUGUUUACACAUCAGCUGAAAGAAAACCGAGAAAAUGAAGUAGACAUUCCUGAUAUGGAUCCUGAUGUAUGUGAGAAGCUGUUAGAAUUUAUAUAUACGGACAAUGUGACUAAUCUUGGUGAAGUUUCUGACCGUUUACACGAAGUGGCAGAUAAAUAUCAGUUACCAGCUCUUAAAGAAUUAUGUGAAGAAUCAUGCUGUAAAAAUGUAAAUGUUGAAAAUGCCGUUAAAUAUCUCGUUUUACUAGACCGUCAUAAUGCUGGUGAAGAAUUUUUUAAGUAUAUCCUUGAUUUCAUCGCAAUCAAUUCCAAGAAUAUUAUCGAAACCCCCGAAUUUAAAGCCUUGGAAAAAACUAAUCCAGAAUUAUCAUUAACUAUAGUGACGAAAAUUUGCAGUAUCAAAUAAAAAAAAAAAAAGAUCAACGUUUUGGUAAUCCGAGACUGCAACAUAUGCCGUAUAUACUUAAAAAAAUUAUUAUCAGUUAUAAUCCAUAAUUUUGCGCUUAAUUUAAAUCUUAUUACUACUUUUUUUACAAUUGCUUUCAUUUUGAUGAUACAAUGUACAAUGAUUAUAUCCGUUAUUCUAAUACGUUCAUUAACAUCCGCUGGUUCAUCUUCAUAAAAGCGUAUUUUAUUUAAAAAUCGAUUAUUUGUAUUCUUAAAUUUUUAAUAAAUACAUAUUCAUAAAAAACAAAUCAUAACUACGGAUAAAUUUAAAUAAAGAACAACUUCAUUGGUAUAUAUUUUUAUUUUUCUUUAUGAUACAUUUGAAAAAAUCAAAAAUUGAACCUCAUGU
Messenger RNA from Microplitis mediator, 1817 nucleotides. RefSeq names its product speckle-type POZ protein-like. The transcript has 3 exons. The coding region runs from base 381 to 1427 and encodes 348 amino acids. Lineage: Eukaryota; Metazoa; Arthropoda; Insecta; Hymenoptera; Braconidae. The record is from RefSeq and is a predicted model, not a curated record. Gene Ontology annotation, biological process: regulation of proteolysis; proteasome-mediated ubiquitin-dependent protein catabolic process. Gene Ontology annotation, molecular function: ubiquitin protein ligase binding. Gene Ontology annotation, cellular component: cytoplasm.